AGGUACCACUCACACUUGACACACUAUACUGCUCUACGGUAGGCAUAGGCGGUACCAGAGAUCUAGGCUUGGUAAAGAAAGAGCGAAAUAAGCUGCUGCCACUGGAGCUGAACCCGUACCAACCCACCUCCCUUCUCUCACCAGCUCGGAUCUGUUGUCCGGCAUGCCCCGGCGCGACCUCGUUCGUAUAGUCCUCGUCGGUGACGAUGGAGUUGGCAAGUCGUCCAUCAUCACUUCACUCAUCAAAGAGUCCUUUGUCUCUAACGUACCUCAUGUCGUCCCGGAAGUGACAAUACCUCCAGAGGUCACUCCGGAGAAUGUUACAACAUCUAUCGUAGAUACUUCAGCUAAUCCACGCUCACGUCCACAUCUUCUUUCUCAACUCACUAGAGCUCAUGUCAUUUGUCUCGUCUAUAGCAUAUCCGAGCCCAGCUCUUUCGACCGCGUGGCAGAAUUCUGGUUACCUUUAUUCAGACGAGAAGGAAUCAACGUCCCUGUGAUCUUGGUCGGGAAUAAGAUUGACCUUCGAGGUGGGACAGUCACCAAUCAAGGGUUAGAAGAUGAGAUCGCACCAAUCAUGAGGGAGUUCAAGGAAGUGGAAACAGCCGUUGAAUGUUCAGCUUUAUUACCUCUCAACGUAUCAGAGGUCUUUUACUUUGCUCAAAAGGCUGUACUGCAUCCCACAGCUCCGUUAUACGACUCACGGGAACAUACUCUCAAGCCCAAAUGUUUGGAUGCUCUGAAACGUAUCUUCAAGAUAUCCGACAUUGAUAAAGACGGUCUUCUUAAUGCUGUCGAGCUGAACCAAUUCCAGCAAAAAUGUUUUUCUGCUCCGCUUCAAUCCCAGGAGCUUGAGGGAAUCCUUGACCUCGUCCGAUCUUAUGACACUUCCCUCGUUCGUCCCAUUCCCGCUUUUUCCGCCCCAUCAACACCCCUACCUCGAGACGCAAGCUAUGGUCAGCUCGGUGCGACACAUUCUCCAAAUUUAUCUUUGUCCCCAAGUGGGGAAGGAAUCACUGAGCUUGGGUUUUUAUACCUACACACCAUCUUUAUUCAACAAGGAAGGAUGGAAACGACUUGGACGGUUUUGCGGAAAUUCGGCUAUGGCGAGGGAUUGGAUUUGAGAGAAGAUUUCUUGACACCUCGUUUUGACGUACCAUAUGACUGUUCGGUCGAGUUAUCGCCAUUGGGUAAUCAAUUCCUCACGGACAUAUUCGAAUCAUACGACAAGGAUCAAGAUGGAGCUUUAAGUCAGUCAGAACUGGAUGACCUGUUCUCGACUUCGCCUGGAAAUCCAUGGCUGGCACAAGGGUUUCCGGACACGACCAUCACGGAUGAUCUGGGCAGGGUGACAUUACAGGGAUGGCUAGCUCAAUGGAGUAUGACAACAUUACUGGACCAUCGAACAACACUCAAUUAUCUAGCUUACCUCGGCUAUUCCUCUUCCCCAGCCACCGAUCUACCCUCUUCUUCAGCCCUUCAAGUGACCCGACCGCGUAAACAAGAUCGUCGACAACGCAAAGUCACUCGGAACGUGUUCCUGUGUUAUGUUCUUGGCGCUACAGGCAGUGGGAAAACGAGUCUUUUGAGGUCAUUCGUGAACAAAGGGUUUGGAGGUGGGGAGGAUGGAGUGGGAGGUUAUGAGCCUACGACGCGGGUUUUGAGUGUUGUGAACAGUGUGGAAAUGGAAGGUGUGGAAAAGUAUUUGGUGUUGCAGGAAUUCGGCAGUAAAUACGAAUCUGAAACUCUUCGAAACUCCAAAAAGCUCGACAUGGCAGAUAUAAUAAUAUACGUUCAUGAUUCCUCCGACACGAAUUCUUUUUCCUACAUCUCCAACUUACGACAACAAUACUCUUUAGAUCAUAUUCCUGCUUUGUUCGUAGCUACAAAAUCCGAUCUUGACCUGGCGCAGCAGAGACAUGAAGUACAACCUGAUGUGUACUGUCGGAGACUAGGUUUACCGGCUCCAAUGGCUGUUAGUGCGAGAUUGGGUCCGAUGAUUAAUUUAUGGGUGGCUAUCACACGAGUAGCGUUGAAUCCAAACUCUUCAAUAGCUCGCGGUCCCUCUUCCUCUAUAUCCCCCGCUCAACGAGUUCGUCUCAUAGCAGCCGCGACUAUCUCCGCCACGACCCUCACUGCUAUCGUGGGUGUCUGGAUGCGGUAUCAAGGUUAUACAUGGAGAGGUCUUUGGGGAUGGUUUGGUAGAGUGGGACUAUUUGGUUCGAAAAGUCCCUAACUCCUUCAUCUCGCCCUCCUGGAGACUCGAUGUCGGAUCGAUUGGAGCGUCAUCAGAGUGAAUUCGAAUAGAGAGAGAUUUUGCAUGUAGAGGUAAUGUUGUACGACAUCUUGCAUAAUCUUCAAAUGCAUUGCAUCAAUUGGG
Messenger RNA from Tremella mesenterica DSM 1558, 2380 nucleotides. RefSeq lists its product as uncharacterized. The record is from RefSeq and is a predicted model, not a curated record. Gene Ontology annotation, biological process: small GTPase-mediated signal transduction; mitochondrion organization. The coding region runs from base 164 to 2236 and encodes 690 amino acids. Gene Ontology annotation, cellular component: mitochondrial outer membrane. NCBI's taxonomy places the organism in Eukaryota, Fungi, Basidiomycota, Tremellomycetes, Tremellales, Tremellaceae. The transcript has 13 exons. Gene Ontology annotation, molecular function: calcium ion binding; GTPase activity; GTP binding.